Messenger RNA from Bradysia coprophila, 1004 nucleotides. Its product is annotated as G patch domain and ankyrin repeat-containing protein 1 homolog. Lineage: Eukaryota; Metazoa; Arthropoda; Insecta; Diptera; Sciaridae. Gene Ontology annotation, molecular function: protein binding; nucleic acid binding. The record is from RefSeq and is a predicted model, not a curated record.
CAUAAAUUCAGUUUUUUGAGCUAAAUAAAAGUAAGUUUCGACAACAAUAACUGUGUUCACACGAAAAUGAGUCGUCCUACCAACAAAUUAAUUGAUAAAGGCCAAUUAGCGAGUAGAGAGUACAACGAGAUUCUCAAUUUACCAACUGCACAGUGUAAACAAAGGCCAACAUCGACUCGCAAACAACGAAUUAGGAAAGAAGAAAAUCAACUCGUAAACUUCGAUAAAAGUGUCCUGUUCCGGGCUGCCUUGAGCGAUGACUUAAAAUCCGUUUCAUUGAUGAAGUUUACGGGCAACGAUGUUAACAGCUGUGAUACAUUUGGAUGGACUGGUUUGAUGAUAGCAGCAUGUGAAGGCUCACGAAAAGUGUGUGAAUUUCUGCUGCACAAAGGAUGUGACUUAGCCAUAGCUGACCGUAGUGGAAACACUGCAAUGUCGCUGGCAAAGAUGAAGAGUCGAACUGAAAUUGUUAAAAUGAUUGAAGAGAAAUUGGCCAACACGCCGAGAGUUGUUCCAUCCGCGAGUGAAACUUCCGCUCAACCAGUAGCAUACGAUCCGUUUUGGUGUGAGGACUGUCAACACUUGUUCAAAGAAACCUCCAAAAAAUCGCAUGAAACAUCCACGUUGCAUCGAUUCAAUCGCAAAAAUUCGUUUGAGUUUUCCCGUCGUUAUUUCAUCCCCGACUCAAAUGUUGGUUUCAAAAUGAUGCUACGCCAGGGCUGGGAUCGUGAAGGUCUGGGACCGAACAGCGACGGGAAAUUGUAUCCCGUAAAAACGACAAUAAGAAGAGCUCGAUCUGGUCUCGGGACAAAACAAGACUCUGCUCGGAUAACGCACUAUUCGGCGUACGAUCGGGACGCCAUCAAAUGGCGACCAGCCGCUCCGAAAGCCAAAACGAAAAAGCAACUCGAAAAAGAUUCAAAGAAAAACCAGCGAAAAGAAAUGGCCAUUCGACGUGCGCUGUCCUAAGUCUUUGCCGUAACCACAAAACGAAUCUUUUCUUG